CAGUGCGCCGACGCAGCAUCUAGUUUACGAGAACCAAGAGAAGAAGAAAAGAAAACAAACCUGUAUUUUAACAUGGCUGCUGACAAUGAUCCUGAGUCGGAGGUUUUUGAGAUCACAGAUUUUACCACCGCGUCCGAAUGGGAACGGUUUGUGUCCAGAGUUGAGGAAAUCAUAAAUGAGUGGAAGCUGACUGAUAACCAUGUGGAAGAAUUAUCUCCAGAAAAGGGUGCAUACAUCAGUGGUAGCUGGGGAGAGCAGUCACAGGAUGUUCACUUUGCUGACUUUAAGUUCUACAUCACCCACCACUUUCUGAAGGAGGAAUGUAAGAAGAAUGGAAAGGGCGAAGAAGAUGCAUUACCUUUGGCAAUGCAGGAUCUUCUGUGUAUGCAUAAUGACUUUCCUCCUCGAGCCCAUUGUCUGGUCAGAUGGUACGGCCUGCGAGAAUUUGUUGUCAUCAGCCCCGGAGCAAACUGUGAAGCCAUCAUCAGUGAGUCCAAAAGCAACCUGUUGCUCAGCUCCAUCUCCAUGUCUCUGGCCAACAGUGGCUGUCAGGUCCCCAUGUUUGUGCAGAUACAGCAGAAGUGGAGAAAGAUAUAUGCUGGAGAGUGCCAAGGACCAGGGGUGCGCACAGACUUUGAGAUUGUCCAUCUUCGUAAGGUGCCAAGCCAGUACAACCACCUGUCUGGCCUCCUUGACAUCUUUAGGUCUAAAAUAGGAUGUAACAUGCUCCCCCUGUCACCAGUCGACAUUACUAUUCGCUACACCUACAUUCUUCAAGAUUGGCAGCAAUCUUCUUGGCCACAACAGCCUCCAGACUUCGAUACGCUGCUCGGAGGUGAGGUGGGAGGUGUGGAGUUUGGAAGCCUUCCCUUUGGAGCCUGUGAAGAACCAAUUAGUGAACUUCAUCUUGCAACCACCUGGCCUCACCUUACAGAGGGCCUCAUUAUAGAUAACGACGUGUACAGUGACCUUGACCCUCUCCAAGCUCCUCAUUGGUCUGUUCGAGUUAGGACAGCUGACAACCUUCAGUGCUUGCUGGGAGACUUUGUUACCGAGUUCUUUAAGCUUUGCUGUCGAAAGGAGUCUGCAGAGGAAAUUCUGGGUAGAGGCCACGCCCAAGAAGAAGGCCAAGAAAAUAGUGACAUCAGCUCUGCUUUGUCCAAACUAACGGAGCCAGCAGCGCCCGUGCCAUUAAGCAAACUGUCUGUGUCCAGUAUGGUCCACAGCGCCCGAAAGCACAUCCGCCGGCGCCGGCACAUCGACGAGUCACCACUCAGCGUCGAUGUCCUCAACUCAAUCCUCCUGUAUCUCUUCCCAGAUGCAGCGGUGGAGAAGUCAUCAGGCAAAGAGAAAACUACUCAGUCACAUUUUUUCAGGACAUCCGAGCAGGAGAAGAGCUCCGACAACAACCUGUUUCUCCAGCUGAAGUCAGCGCCCUCUGACAGUUUGACCUACCGCUUGACGUUGUGUCUGUGCAUGGUCAACUACAGCUACGGUGGGCUGCCAGCCGUCACUCACCUUUGGCAGGAGUUUGUUCUGGAGCUGCGCUACCGUUGGGAAAACAACUACCUCAUCUAUGGGUUGUCAACUGGAUCUCCUGAUCUUCGCUGUUGUCUUCUGCAUCAAAAGUUUCAGAUGUUGAACUGCUGUAUAGAGAGAAAGAGGGGGAGAGAUGAAGCUCGCAAGGCACAGGAGGGAAACAGAGACGGAGAGCAUAAAGCAUCAGAUGGAAAAGCUUCUGGCUCCACUACAACAAAGGAACCCUCUCAAGGCAAAUCCUGGGAUUCAAGGAGUGAUAGCGAGGAGGAGUUCUUUGAAUGCCCAAGCGACCAGGGGGAGAUGGAGACAUUCCAAACCGAGGGAGAAAAGGACAGCAGUAGGUUCAAAGCAGAGGGCAGGCUGCACCCUUUCAACAACAUGACCCUACUCAACUCUACAGAGCCUCUGUAUGUUCCUGUUACCCAGGAACCAGCUCCCAUGACAGAAGAUCAGCUGGAAGAGCAGUCAGAAGUUCUAACUAAACUUGGCACCUCUGCUAAAGGUACUCACCUCCGUGCUCAGAUGCAAAGUGCUUGUCUGCUCUCUGAUAUGGAGUCGUUCAAGGCAGCCAACCCUGGCUGUGUUCUGGAGGACUUUGUUCGCUGGUACUCACCGAGGGAUUAUGUAGAAGAAGAGGUAUUCAAUGAGAAAGGGCGUACUGUCCUGAAAGGAGAACUUAGUGCAAGAAUGAAAAUCCCUGGCAACACAUGGGUGGAGACCUGGGAAACAGCCAGGGUUACUCCUGCACGGCGCCAGAAGAGACUCUUUGAUGACACCAAGGAGGCAGAAAAGGUGUUACAUUAUUUGGUAAUGUUGAAACCCGGAGACCUGGCUUGUCACCUGCUGCCCUGUCUACUACAUGCUGCUAUUGUGAAGCUGAAGCAUGAAGAGUCAACAGAAAACAUCCCAUCAGUUGGAAAGAACAUUCAACAAGCUACAAGUCAAGCCAACAAACUGCUGCACUCUGUUAACUAUGACUACAAGAGGUUAGAGGACUUUAUUAACCAGUUGGUCACUAUGGAGAGGGUCAUCACCGAAGCUCGAUCACUCAAAGCCAAGUUUGCUGUUGAUGAGGAAGAGAAUAAUGGCGAAGCUGCACUUGAACUACAGAAGGUUGUUACGUCUCUGCUGGAAGAACCUGAGGUGGUGGUGAUUGGAGCUGGACAGGCUCGCAUCGGCAGAAUCAUCCACAGGCUGUUUAUUAAUGCUCAGCGGGCUGCUCUUUUAUCACCAGUGGAUGAAGAUUUGGAACCAGCUGCUGAGAGCAGGAAAAUCCCUGACUUCCCUCCUCCUGCGGGCCGGGAGAUCCUGCUGCGGACAUGUGUUCCUCGACCAGCACCAUAUUCCAAGGUUUUGCCACAGCGCCUCUUCUGCGUGCUGAUGAAGGAUGAGUUUAGACUGGCAGGGGCCUUUUCUUCAGACACGUCAUUCUUUUAACACUUGUUUGGCUGAAUGGUCUUUACAGAAGCAUCAUUUGUUGCUGUUUUCUGCUGCUUCAACUGAUCCUCAAAGGUCAGGGUUGGAGAUUGGCUUUCUGGGUAAUCGUCCCCCACUGAGAUGUUGAUAAGGAAGGAGAAGCUUCUGGUAAAGACAUUUUCUAAAACCUAAAACAAAGGAAAAUGCAGUUAAAAUUAUUAAUUGGUAAAGGAUUUAGCUUCUAGCGUUUGCUCACACUUCAUUGUGGACCUUCUCUGGGUUAGUUUAACAUAAUCAUAUCCUGAUAUUAUUGCACAUUGUGUGCUCAUUAAAUUUUCAGAUAUAUUUCUGCUUUGCCAAAACAUUACAGUGAUACACCGUGAAAAGAAGAGUACCUGAUCCAAUGCAAUCCACAUUCUAACCUUUAUGUCUGGCUUUUUUUUUGUCUGGUUGGUUUUCUGUUUCUCCACAGAACAAAACCACAAUAAAAUUUAGAGAAUGAGCAAACCUGGAGAAUCACCCGGGAGUAAACGGUUCUUUAUUCCAUAGAAACAUUAGUAAUGAUCUGUACCAUUUCAACAUAUGUCAUAUUUUACCUUUCUUGCUAUACAUUUGUAAAAGUGAAAUAAAAAGUAAUUAUUAUUUUGA
This is a messenger RNA of Girardinichthys multiradiatus, 3603 nucleotides long. RefSeq names its product RAB3 GTPase activating protein subunit 1 (gene rab3gap1). The record is from RefSeq and is a predicted model, not a curated record. The transcript has 24 exons. Gene Ontology annotation, molecular function: GTPase activator activity. Gene Ontology annotation, biological process: positive regulation of GTPase activity. Lineage: Eukaryota; Metazoa; Chordata; Actinopteri; Cyprinodontiformes; Goodeidae. Bases 73 to 2976 code for a protein of 967 amino acids.